Molecule: messenger RNA, 674 nt
Organism: Rhinolophus ferrumequinum (greater horseshoe bat)
Lineage: Eukaryota; Metazoa; Chordata; Mammalia; Chiroptera; Rhinolophidae
Exons: 3
Coding region: 1-639 (212 amino acids)
Molecular function (GO): RNA binding
Source: RefSeq, a predicted model, not a curated record
AUGGAAAGAGCCCAAAACAAUCAAAUUGUACUGAAACUUCCACUUGUUGACAAACCUAAGACACCUAAAAACUAUGACCAUCCUGAAGUUCUGCAUCACACCUUUGAGACACUAUCUAAUCUUCACAAGCUGCUUCCAAAUCAUCAGCUGGAGAUGCUUUAUUCCUAUAAGAGUGAACAGGACCAAAAAAAAUGUGAGAAUUCUGAACUCUCUGGCUUAGAAAGGAUCUUAGCAAGACAUCAGUUUCCAAAGGAGAUUAAUCUGACCCCAAAGCCAAGCAAUAUGCCCCUGUGGAAAAGAAAAACCAUCAACAAUGAAAAUGGGUGGAAGAAAUGCCACUUGUUGAAUAAAAACAUAAAAUAUUCUUCAAUGUCAACUAUAGUUGUCAGGUGGCUGAAAAAGAACAUGCAACCCAUCGAAGAUCUUCGCUCAGUAAUCCAGAAGCUGUCUGUGUUUGGCCCAAUUAAGUCAGUCAACCUCUGUGGACGGCAAAGUGCAAUAGUGGAGUUUGAGAACAUGACUUCAGCUUGUAAGGCCAUAAAUGCGUUUCAAAGCAGGGCCCCUGGCACAAUGUUUCAGUGUUCCUGGCAACAACGACUCAUGUCAAAAGAUGUAAGACUCCACGUUACCAAAAUGUAAAUUUCUUAAAGCUUGUUUGACAUAAUUUGGUUUUC